This is a messenger RNA of Coturnix japonica (Japanese quail), 3166 nucleotides long. RefSeq names its product DNA replication fork stabilization factor DONSON (gene DONSON). Gene Ontology annotation, biological process: nuclear DNA replication. Gene Ontology annotation, cellular component: nucleus. The record is from RefSeq and is a predicted model, not a curated record. NCBI's taxonomy places the organism in Eukaryota, Metazoa, Chordata, Aves, Galliformes, Phasianidae.
GACUGAGCAGUGUCUGCAAUAUGCUGAAGGUCUUCAAUUAUCUUUAAAAUUGCUGUUGUGUAGCUGAGGAGCAGGAUGGGAAAUCCACCAGAAUUGGCAGGGAUCCUAGAGGGGAGAGAUGGUUCUGAGAGCAGGAGUUCCCCCAUUGCUCAUGUUCUUCGUUUUAGCAACCAGAAGCAGUAAACCUUAGUAUCUACAGUCUGGGAGCUAAUACAGUUGUAUGCUUCCGAAGUUUGAGAUACUUUGUGUAUCUCGUUACUGUAAUGUUAUCUUUUUUUCUUUCCUGUGAGAUCCUUGUGUUUGUGUGCUUUCACUUCUCCUUUCUAACCAUGGUCCUGUACCUAGAAUAGAUCAGUAGGGAGGGAACUGCUGCCAUUUUUGUUGGUGGUGAUGGUGUGGUGGCUGUUGUUUUUCUCAAAGCAUGUUGCUUCCUCCUUGCUUUUAUUAUAGAGCAUGCUUGUUUCAAAUGUGCUAGCCUUCCAGUUAAGGCUUCCAGCUGGAUCAGAUCCUGAAAUAAAUGUCCCAUUACAGAAGGCAUUAAGCUGCCUAGUACGGCUUGCAGUUGUCUGAGCAACUUUAAGGCCAGGUUGGACGGGGCCCUGGGCAAUCUGAUCUAGUAAAUGUGUAUGUUUGGUGGCACUGUCAGGCAGGGGGGCUGGAGCUUCAUGAUCCUUGAGGUCCCUUCCAACCCGGGUCAUUCUGUGAUUCUGAGGUGUCUCAGCUUUUUCUAGUGUUCUUUAAUAAUGCUAGCUGUAGAUUGAGAUACACUUGAACAAAAGUGUUCAAAAGGUCCCUUAAGCAACUCAUCCUUUCAAAUGUCCAUUGACAGAUAUAAGCAGUUUUGAGUUGAUAGCAAGGCUGUGCAGCUCCUGGAGCUAUAAAACAACCCAAGAAAGGCACACUCCUCAGCGCUAGCUGGGUGCCUAGCCCACAGCCCAGCACAGCCUGAGGCCUUGCAACAUUUCGUUGUGAUAUCAGUGCCAGCAGAGCUGAGCUCGGCCCAAGCUGGGCCAGCCCGUCUUUCCUAGGCUUUAUUGAGGAUGCUUUAGCUUGCUGAGGCUCCAAGGCGGCUCUCCCUGAUGCCGGGCGCCCCCCAGAGGCCGGAGGAAAUGGCGGCCGCCACCACAGCUCAGCGCCGCCCGGGGGAGGAGCCCGGCCCUGUUGGCGCCAAGCGGGGACGGCGGCUCCCGCCCGUCCGCUCGGUUCCCAGCCAUGGCCGCCACCGUGCCCGGCUACUCGCCCGGCUUCAAGAAGCCGCCGGCCACGCUGCGGUUGAAGCGCAAGCGGCCUCGGAGGAGCGAGCCCGCCGCCCCACAGCCCUGCGGCGCGGCCCCGAGGGCCACCUCAGCGCCCGUCCGCCGCAACCCCUUCUCCAGCCUGGACAACGCGCCGCGCCAGCCGGGCCGGCGGCAGCAGGGGGAGCCGGCACCGCCGGGAGGGGGGCCCGCCUCGGCUGCGCCUUUCUGGCAGUUUUUAGAGUCGGCAGGAGAAGAUAAGCCGGCCCGGAGCGUGGGGCUCUCUGAGGGAACCGGCGUCCUGGAGCUGCCCGAGGACCUUCAUUUAGCCGUUCCUACACCCAAUGUCCCCACCUCACCGAGCUGCGAGUUUCCUGCAGACUGGAGCAUCAAAACACGACUUCUGUUUAUGUCUUCUCAGCCUUUCACCUGGGCAGAGCAUUUAAAAGCACAGGAGGAAGCUCAGGGAUUUGCUCAGCAUUGCAGAGCAGCAGAAAUAAACUUGCCACAGACUGUGCAGGAACCAAAGCUGUGCACAGAACUGCGUUGUGCCUUUCAGCAGAGCCUUGUUUACUGGCUUCACCCAUCGCUGCCGUGGCUGCAGCUGUUCCCUCGUAUUGGAGCAGACAGAAAGAUAGCAGGGAAGGCCUGUCCGUGGGCGCAGGAUGAGGCCUUGCAGCAAGCACUGAUGAGCGACUGGUCUGUCAGCUUUACAUCUCUAUACAACCUGCUCAAAGCCAAGCUGUGCCCCUACUUCUAUGUGUGCACGUACCAGUUUACUGUCCUGUUCCGUGCAGCUGGUCUGGCAGGAAGCGAUGUUAUCACAGCGGUGAUUUCUCCCACCACCAGGGGUUUAAGGGAAGCCAUGAGAAAUGAAGGCAUAGAGUUUUCUCUACCUUUAGUAGAAGAAAGUAGAAGCAGAAAACAGAAAAACUCUGAAGAGACUUUGGAAACGGAAGUUGCUCACGACCCUGAAAUGAGCAGAAGCCCCAAGGAUGGAGAGGAAGCUGCUCCAAGUGAUGAUGAUGAUGAUGAUGGUUUCUCUUGGCUUGAAGAGAUGGGAGUCCAAGACAAGGUUAAAAAACCAGAUGCGAUUUCUAUUAAACUUCGUAAAGAGAAGCAUGAAGUGCAGGUGGAUCACAGACCCGAAUCCCUUGCAGUGGUAAAAGGAACAAACACAUUCACUUUAUUGAACUUCCUGAUAAACUGUAAGAGCCUGGUGGCUGUUGCAGGUCCACAGGCCGGGCUUCCUCCCACUCUGUUGUCUCCUGUCGCUUUCCGAGGCGGAACAAUGCAAACACUCAAAGCUCGUAGUAUGAAUGCAAAAGCCAGGGUCCGCCUGGCGUAUGAAGACAUCUACAGCUUGGAGAUCGUAGGCCCGGUCCUGCCUCAUUCCCUCCACAUGCUGACCAUGCUGCUGCAGUCUGCACAGCAGGGAGCGUUCUCUGCAGCGCUGUAUACACACGAGCCAACAGCUGUGUUUAACACUAAUCUUCAUAAUGAGAGCACUGCCUUAAAGAAGGAAACCAUAAGCAAUAACCUGCACAAGUGUGGGCUGCAUUCUAAGACUUUGCAUCAGCUGAGUCAGGUGCCAACGCUGGGGAAAUCUUCCCUCCGGUUUCUGGAGAUGAAGGACUCUGUGUGUGCCUGGAGGUCCUAGCAACGUGCUGCUUGGAGGCCAUGGGGCACAAAGCUCUGCACUAUGCAGUGGCUGUGCUUCCAUCAGGCCUGCAGUGCAGCCACCCAUGCUGUACCAGGAGGGAGGUAACCUACUCCAACAUCACUGGCAACUCUUGCACAUCAUAGCAAUAAAUCACCUCAAAGGGCUUUCAAAGGAAAUUGAGGAAAAGGCCCUGGAUGCCUCCUUUUGUAUUUUAGAAAGUGUGUUUUUAAAUAAAAUUUUAUGAAAGUUUGCUUUUGCUUGAUCUGAA